AUUAAAUUAUGGGUGGAAAGUUACCACAAGAUAUUCUAUGAACAUAGUACAAUGUCUUCCUGGAGGGGUAAAAUUUUCCAUUACAAGAUUUUAAGAGAGGCCAUUUAUUGUACUGUUCAAUUUGCGUUCAUUUUCAAAUUUGCCGCGCGAGUAUCUAUGUAGCGUCUCGUGGUCAUUGGUCAUCACAUUUCAUUUUCAUAACAUAACCGAUAACCUAAAAAUUUAGUAAAAAAGUAAAAAUUUUGAUUGGAAAAAAAUGCAUCGAUAAGGGGGUGUGGGAAAUGGAAAUUAGUGGCUUUUGUGCUGUACUGUCUGCUAGUUUUUGCUCUGGGCACUGGCUAGAUCUCUUGUUUAAACAAUUUUAAUCAGCUGAAAGUGGCCUACAAAAAAAAACCAAGAAGGAAAUGUAUAGCCCUGUGGCUAUGAAAGGCAAAAGAGAGAUAUAAAAAGUGUAUUGGCUAGUUGGAAGAAAGUCCACAUUGUCCAUGCAUAAUAAGUUAUUACAUUAUCAACAAAUAUCAAGAAGAUAGCAGGGUCACGAGUAUCAACUUCAUGAGUUCAAGAAUAUCGAGGAAAUCCAGCUCCUCGAUACUACUGGGCAAACUAGAAGAUUGAAGAGGACAAAUCCUUUUGAACUAGUUUCGAGUGAUAGGUGAUAGUGAAAAACGGAGCAUAGUGCUUGUGUGCUGUGCCUGUGUAUGUUAGAAUAGUGCACGAUCUUGUUAGAUUAGAUAAGAGACGCUAUGGGGUAAGCUCUUCAUUUUAAGAAACAGUAGUAAUUUAGGCUAAAUUAAAAUUGCUCAUUGGUCAGUUAUGACCAGAUUGUUUUUUUAUGUUUGGCAAAAAGGACUUAAGUCAGAAUUGCACAUUGAUAAUGUUUUGAUGAUUUCUGGACCAGAAAAAAACUGUUGUAGAUGUAAACUGUAUGUACAGUAGAAUCUACUACAGUACUGUAGAAAUCAUCAAAACAUUAUCGAUGUGCAAUUCUGACUUAAGCCCUUUUUCCCAAACAUCAGAGAAUUGUAAUGUACAAUAAUUCUCCUAUCUGCUUUUUCAUGAAUUUUGUAGGAGACGAAAAACCAUUUUUAGGAUCAUCUGCUUUCACAUGUUUUGUAGUAAAUAGAUAGUUGAAUUUACUACAAAACAUGUCAAAAAAUAUAUGAAAACAGGAGGUGACUAUAAAAAAAGUUUUUAGUCUCUCUUACAAAACUCAUGAAAAAACAAAUCGGAGGUAUGUCACAUCAGUGACUAAGAAUGUCUAAAAAAUAUACUUUGAUGUCCCAAGAACCAAAUAUAACCUACAGUCCAUCUAAUUUACUUACUGUUGCACGUCAUUAUCUACGCCAGAGAUCUAAGUUGACAUAGUUGCCAAAGUAUAAAAAGAUCCUGAAUCCAUUUUAAAUCAAAUAUGUCACAUAAUUAUUGUAAACGUGGAUUAUACAACAAAGCAAAUUAAUAUUCAAUGUAAAUAAGUAAAAACUUAAGAAAUAGAGAACAAGAAUUAAGUUAUAAUCUUUUAAGAUUUGCAGUGCAAGAGUUUUUGCACUGCAUUGUUAAUAAUUAAAAAACGGCUCCGAACUCUUGGCAAAAAGCCGGUAGGUUUCUUUGUAUAAGUAUGUCUACAAUAACAAUAACAAUAAGUAUGUCUACAAUAACAAUAACUAAAAAAGUUGUCAGAUACCUCGAUUAUUCCAAGUCGUUAUAAAAUUAGGUGAAAUUUAUAUUUUUAUAGUAGAGGAUCUUUUUAUAGUAAAGUAAAUAAUAAAAACAGUAAAUAUAAUAAAUAAAACAGAUACUUAUAGUAAAGAAUAUAAACAAAUAUGAAGUGUCAUCACCGUAACUGUCAAAUAAAUGUUACCAAUUUAUUCUAAAAUGUCACCUUCGUUCGAUUACAGUUACAGUGUGAUCCGAACAAAUCUGCUUCAUAAAAACGCUUUAUAAUCCAUUUAUACAAAUUAAAUGAAACAUAUUAUUGUGUAUUUCUUUAGGUUAACAUUAAUAGAAAUCUUCAAAUAUUAUUUCUACGCGUAUAUAAUAAAAUAUGUCUAGUGGCUGUAAUUCCAGUGUACUCGGCAAAGUGAUUCUAAAAAAGAACACACCUACCGCCUAAAUAUUUCGUGUUGGUAUCAUGCAACCUCACAGGCUACGACGCGGAUGACGCGCAACAGUUAGUAAAUUAGACGAAGUAUGUAGAUAUAUACAGGGUGUAACAAAAAUACAGGUCAUAAAUUUAAUCACAUAUUCUGGGACCAAAAAUAGUUUGAUUGGACCUAACUUACCUUAGUACAAAUGUGCACACAAGAAAAGUUACAGCCCUUUGAAGUUAUAUAUAUAUAUAUAAUAGCACCAAGGGUCUUAGAGGCCCAUGGCUUGAAAAGUUUGUUUUUUUUCUUCAUUUUCACGUUUCUUUAUGUACUGAGAUCUUCUCUGGCUUGAUAUGUGAUUUUUCUCCAUUCCUUCCUGUUAUUCAUUUUUCUUUUCUGACCCUGUAGCACCAUUCUUUCCAAAUCUUUUUCGACCUCUUGCUUCCAUCUAUUUUUCGGCCUUCCUCUUCUCUUUCUUGAAGCUGUAGUGUAGUUUAGUACCAUUUUUGGAGUCCUCGUGUUUGGCAUCCUUUCAAUGUGACCUCGCCAUCUAAGUCUCUGUGCCUUUAUCAUUCAUUUGAAGUUACAAGAUGAAGUGAUUUUUUCCAAUAUAUCGAAAACUAUUAGAGAUUUUUUAUUGAAAAUGGACAUGUGGCAUUAUUAUGGCAGCAGUAUCUUACGAAAAAACUAUAGUAAAAUUUGGACACCCCAUAAAAAUUUUAUGGGGGUUUUGUUCCUUUAAACCCCCCCAAACUUUUGUGCACGUUUCAAUUUAAUUAUUAUUGUAGUACCAUUUAAACACAACGUUUUAAAAACUUUUUUGCCUCUUAUUGCUUUUUCGAAAAGUCAAUUUUUAUCGAAAUAUUUUGAAUAUUUGUCAAAUCCACCACAUAUUUGUAUAUGGUUAAGUACGAUUAUGGAGACUUGGUAAUAAUAUGCAGACUUAUUUAUGCUUUACAUUUUUAGGGAUAUUUUGAACCAUAUUAAAAAAGAAGCCAGAUCUCGAUAAAAUGUGCCUUAUCGAAAAAAUACAAAGAGGCAAAAAAGUUUUAAAAACAUUCUGUUUAACUAAUGGUACCUCAGUAAUAGUUUAAUUGGAACGUACACAAACAUUUGGGGGGUUUAAAGGAACAAAACCCCCAUAAAAUUUUUAUGUAGACAUGUUAAAAAAGAAGUCGCAACUCGAUAAAAACUGCCUUAUCUGAAAAAUACUAAGAAACAAAAAUAUUGAAUUUAACUAAUGGUACCACAAUAAUAAAAUUGAAUUGGAACAUACACAAAAGUUUGGAAGGAUCUAAGGGAUCAAAACCCCCAUAAAAUUUUUAUGGGGUGCACAAAUUUCACCAUAAUUUUUCUUUAAGAUAUUCCUGCCAUAAUACUGCCACAUGUCCAUUUUCAAUAAAAAAUCGCUAAUAGUUUUCGAUAUAAUCGAAAAAAUCGAUUUUCAUUUUGUAAUUUCAAAGGGCUGUAACUUUUUUUAUGUGCAUAUUUGUACUAAGGUAAGUUAGGUUCAUUCAAACUAUUUUUGGUCCCAGAAUAUGUGAUUUAAUUUAUGACGUGUAUUUUUGUUACACCCUGUAUAUACAGCCGAUUACGCACCACCUUAAAAAUUGGGCAUUUUUGAUGUCUCGAAUUUCCUAAACCUGUUGUUGCAUCUAAGUGAUUUUUUUAUAAUAUUCUAGCCUAGGCCCUAGGCUAUAGGUUAAGUACCUCCUUAUGCUUGUCAUGCACGGGGAGCUAUACUGUAAUAUAUAUUAUAUCACAUCGCACUCUAUAGUAAUGAGUGAGCCUGCACAUAUGGAACCAUUUGUUUUCUGUCUGCAGGCUCACUCAUUACUAUAGAGAGCGAUAUGAUAUAAUGUACAUAUAUUACAGCAUAGCUCCCUGUGCAUGACAAGCUUAAGGAGGUAACCUAUAGCCUAGGCUAUAAUAUUAUAAAAAAAUCACUUAGAUGAAACAACAGGUUUAGGAAAUACGAGACAUAAAAAAUACCCCAUAUUUAAGGUGGUGCGUUAAUUUCUUGGAGAAGUGUAUUGUAAUUUAAUGUAAAUAAUGUAAUAUCCAAUAAUUGUAAUUUAAUAUAAGAUGUAAUAUAAGUUCCUUAAAAAAUAUAUUUUUUAUUUCCCACGACAUUAGAUGGAUGUUCGGCAGCAAGACAUUGGACCAAACUGGGACGUCCUAUGAAGGCCCAAUUGACGUCCACCGAACGUCCCUUCGGAUGUUAAGUGGACCUCCAUUGGGCGUUUGGUGACGUGGCAUUUGGACCAAAAUUGGACGUCCUGUUAAGGUCCAAUUCACGUCCCCUAGAACGUCCGGUUAAGGUCCAAUUUACUUCCGAUUAAGGUCCAAUUUACGUCCGAUUAAGGUCCCAUUUACGUCCGAUUAAGGUCCAAUUUACGUCCUAUUAAGGUCCAAUUUACGUCCGAUUAAGGUCCAAUUUACGUCCGAUUAAGGUCCAAUUUACGUCCGAUUAAGGUCCAAUUUACGUCCGAUUAAGGUCCCAUUUACGUCCGAUUAAGGUCCAAUUUACGUCCUAUUAAAGUCCAAUUUACGUCCGGUUAAGGUCCAAUUUACGCCCGAUUAAGGUCCCAUUUACGUCCCAUUAAGGUCCAAUUUACGUCCUAUUAAGGUCCAAUUUACGUCCGAUUAAGGUCCAAUUUACGUCCGAUUAAGGUCCAAUUUAUGUCCGAUUAAGGUCCAAUUUACGUCCGAUUAAGGUCCAAUUUAUGUCCGAUUAAGGUCCAAUUUACGUCCGAUUAAGGUCCAAUUUACGUCCCCUAGGACGUCCGAUCAAGGUCCAAAUUACGUCCGAUUAAGGUCCAAUAUACGUCCCCUCGGACCUUAGAUGGACGUCCAAUGGACGUUCGGUAGCGCGACAUUUGGACCAAAAUAGGACGUAUAAAGGACGUUCCUCGGACGUCCAAUGGACGUCCCUAAAGUCCGUGAAGGACGUCCAAUGGACGUCCUUGUGCUAUUAGGGAUAGAACAAGAAGAAGAAGUUCAUAAUGGAGGACGAACUUCCUUUUUGCGCACUGUUUUGAGGUGUAAAAUAAGAUAAUAUUUCAUCUUUUUGUGCCUGCCGUUUCUGUUCUCUUAAUUUUUUGCUUUUUUCGUUUUUACUGACAUUUAAAUGAUUGUAACUCAUGAUAACGAAACGAUUACUUAGAUAAGAAAAAUAAGUGUUUACAGAAAUUUAAUAAACGACUGAUGAUUAAUGAAUAGAUUAGUUGAACUUAAAAUGCACAGGACUGAAAACUAAUACAUACAAUCAAGCAAUACCUUAUCUUUGCAUAAAACGGCAUUAAACAUCAAACUAAAUAUUAAAUUUAAAAGUGCAUUUUAAAUAAAUACGUCAAAACGUGACGAUGACUCUUUUUAAUUCUACCUCUUGGCUCUUGUAUCUGUAAUUCUUCGUAGUGGUGUAUAAAUUUUGCUUAUUGUUAUUGGUGCCGACAAGGCAAUCUAUUAUACCUACUCUUAUUGCAUUUUUAUGAUGGUUUAUGGUUUAAGAAUGGUUUAUGGACUUAUGGUUCAUGAAUAUCACUCUAACCUAAUUUGUUUAUCAUUUAUCAUUUCCUGUUCGUAAAAUGAAAUCAUUUUGAAAAUUUAUUUUGUUUUUUCAAUAAAAAUUUUCUUUUAGUGAUGUUUUCGGGCCCCAAUAAAAUGCGGGCCCGAGGCAGGGGCCUCAUGGGCCUAGUGGUAAAAUAGGCCCUGAUCUAUACCGAUUUUUAAUAAAGUUCAUUUGAGCCAAACAUAGUCAAAUUGCCAAACACUAGGUAUAUUCUGAAUUUAUUGACGGUCCGCACAAAACUAGCUCACGGUCCGGAUGCGGACCGCGAUCCGCUAAUUGGUGACCCCUGCUCUAAAGUUCAAUAUCCAUUCUAUCCGUUCACAAUGAGUAUAAAAUUAUACAAAUGAGUACUUUCAGAGUACAGGAUUUGCAAAGAGUACGGUUUGCGAAAAAAGAGUACAAAACUCAGUAAAUGAGUACAGUUGGUCACCUUAAUAAAUUCUAAGAAAUUUUCGUUGAUCUUCGCAAUGUCCUAUCGGUGUAAGAAACAAAACUUAGAUAUUAUAUCAUUAUUGUUAUUAUUGUUCUGUUUUACUGGCAUAUCUCUUGCACAGUCUAAUAUGAUUAAUUUAAGUAUUAUAAUAUGACCAUUAAUAAUUUUGUGUAGGUAUCUUUAAAAAAUUAAUUUUUCUAUGGUUUUGUGUAAUAGGUACCAGCAGGAAAAAACGCUCAUUUUGCCCCCCGCCUGCUUUCAUAAGAUAAAUCACGUGAUUCUUCUUAUGGCAGGUCAUUUGCUGUUAAUUAAGUAGUCUUUAGAGUAAAGUCAGUGCGUUCAGUUCUUAGUGUCUUAGUUGUAUCCCUGUAUCGUGGCAAUGGCAACGUACAUAUCGACAAAGAGAGGCCAAAAAAAAUUAAUCUUCCAAGAGUACUUCUACCAUAGAGUUAGGAGUACUCCUAAUGGCAGACCUUAUUGGACCUGCGGCGAAUCAUGUGGCGGUUCUGCAAUAACUAUCGGUGAUGGCAACGAUGGCGAAAACGUUAUUAUCAGAAGAGUGCACAAUCAUGGGCCUUCUCAUAAAAUAGGACCCAUGACUGUGCAACACAAGAUAAGAGAGGCAGCUAGUUCCAGUCAUUAUACACCUAGGGAUGUUGUGAACACUGCCCUAGAAGGGAUAUCGGAUGACACGAAGGUUCAUUUGCCACAACUGACAUCUAUGCAAAAGAUGGUGAGAAAAGUACGCCGAAGAAAUCAGGUAAUUCCACGAGUGCCUCACUCAUUUAGGGAAUUAAUUAUCCCUAAUGAGUUGAGAAGAACCAAAACAUCCAUACCUCAGGAUUUCAUUUUGAGCGAUACUGGAAUAGAUGAUCAAAAUCGUAUAAUUAUAUUUGGUUGUACUUUAGACCUUACUCGUUUAAUCCAAUGUGAUACAUGGGUUGUCGAUGGCACUUUUAAAAGUGCUCCGAAUCUGUGGUACCAGCUAUGGAUUAUACAUGGGGUCUUUCACAACAAAACAUUACCAUUCAUCUACGCAUUUUUGCCAAACAAAAAUGAGCGGAGUUACGAGAGAAGUUUGAUUAAAAUUUUCGAAAAAAUCGAUAUCAUUCGACCUGGAGCAAGACCUAAUACAAUCGUAAUUGAUUUUGAGAUGGCAGUUGUUAACACUUUUAGACGAUUAGUACCCAAUAUUAGAGUUCACGGUUGCUUCUUUCAUUUUUGUCAAGCAAUAUGGCGUAAAGUGCAGCAGUUAGGUUUAGCACAACUUUACAGAGAUGAACAAUUCUUUAAAACCUUAAUAAAAUCAUUUUGUGCUCUUCCGUUCGUGCCACCAGCAGAGGUUUCUCAAGUAUUCGAACUAUUGGAGACCGAGUUAAUUGAUAGCUUUGGAGAAGACGAAAGAUGCCACAGUUUUAUCGACUACUUUAUUACAACCUGGGUUGGACGUACACUUCCGCCAAGAAAUCCAUAUUAUGCAAUUGACAUGUGGAAUUGCAAUAAUAUUACUCUGGAAGGGUUACCAAGAACAACAAAUUCAGCGGAAUCCUUUCACCAUGCAUUUAAUAGCAUGUUCAGUUGCCGCCAUCCUAAUCCAUACAUAUUGAUAGAAAAGCUAAUCAAAGAGCAGCUGAGGCAAGAUUUGAUUAGUAGCCGUCUCGAGGCAGGACUAGAGGAGGUACAAGAUAAUAGGUACCAGAGGGCAAAUGGAAGAUUAGCAAACUUACUAAGAAAUUAUAAUAAUAUGAAUGUUGGCCAAUUCUUAGAAGAAUGUGGCCAACAUAUUACUUAUAAUGUGUAAGUCCCUAAUCUUCUUUAGCCCUUUUCUAUUAUUGAACUUUAAGCCGGGUUGACAUUACUAGUGAAUAACGAACGUGGCUUACGCUUACGUAUUUUGCCCGUGCUAUUGUUAGAUAUUUUAUUAUCUAUUUUCAAACUCGAGCAGUACAUUUGUAUUAUUUAUGCAUUGCAUAGCAAUACAAAUGU
Molecule: messenger RNA, 8074 nt
Organism: Diabrotica virgifera virgifera (western corn rootworm)
Lineage: Eukaryota; Metazoa; Arthropoda; Insecta; Coleoptera; Chrysomelidae
Exons: 2
Coding region: 6468-7889 (473 amino acids)
Source: RefSeq, a predicted model, not a curated record